Molecule: messenger RNA, 1129 nt
Organism: Thermothielavioides terrestris NRRL 8126
Lineage: Eukaryota; Fungi; Ascomycota; Sordariomycetes; Sordariales; Chaetomiaceae
Exons: 2
Coding region: 136-1011 (291 amino acids)
Source: RefSeq, a predicted model, not a curated record
CGGCAACAAGGGCACAUCAUCGAGCUUUCCCACUACACCCUCGAAUAGCGGAAUUCAUUCUCAACUGCCUUGACCACCAGCGUUCCGUCGUCCAUCAAAUCUUAACACAUUAGCAGCAAAGUCGACCUCCGUGUCAUGGGCGCGGCCUCAGGAAUCGCCCUGCGGGGCACGCAACUCUUCAUCCGAACGAUACAGUUCUGCUGCGCUGCCAUCGUGCUGGCCAUUUUCUCGUACUUCCUCGCGACCCUGAACAUACACAACUUGCCGAUCGGCGUGUGGGUUCGGGCGGUGGAAGGCAUCUCGGGUGCCGCCGUUCUCUACACCGUUCUCGCCCUGCUUCUGCUCUGCUGCGUCGCCGGGCAUUCGUUUCCCUCAUUCGUCGGGACCGUCUUCGACGUGGCCUUCAUCGCCGGCUUCAUCUACAUCGCGUUUGAGAACCGCGGAGGCGCGUCGUCCUGCACCGGGGAGGUGGACACGCCGUAUGGUAGGGGGAAUGCGGAUACCAACGUGGUGGACAACGGCAGCGGCGGGCUCACGACGCUGCCGAGCCUGCGGCAGGCCUGCAAGAUGGAGACGGCCUGUUUGUCGGUGUCGAUCGUGGCCAUCUUCUUCUUCGCCCUCUCUCCCUUCGUGAGCCAUGCUCUAGUCCGCCACCGCCGGAAGGAGAAGCGCUUCGGCCCGUCCCCGGCAAACAACUACACCGAGGGCUCCGGCGCUGCGCCCAAGCGCUUCAACUUCUUCGGCCUCGGCCGCAAGCGGACGGCUGCGACAGAUGCGGGCCCAGACCCCAAUGCGUUGCCGAAGCACACCACUCCGAAUGACAUCCGCGAGAGUUAUGCGACCGAGCAGACCCGUGUAGGCAGCAGUGGCGGCGGGUACGGCGGCCUGGGCGACGGCACCGACAAGUAUGAGUCGCCGUGGGCGAAUCGCGGGAACGACAUCCCGCUGGCUCAUUAUCCCAACGCGAGCACGGGGUACCGGUAUGAGAACAACGGCGACGUGUACCGAUAAGGGGAGACGACCGGGCCGGUAGGACUGAACUGUGAAGGUGCAACAAUCUGGCAGAGUUUAGUAACCCAACGGAAGUGAAGACGUGGACGUAAUCAAUACGUUUUCGAGCAAAGGGUCG